Molecule: messenger RNA, 1333 nt
Organism: Populus euphratica (Euphrates poplar)
Lineage: Eukaryota; Viridiplantae; Streptophyta; Magnoliopsida; Malpighiales; Salicaceae
Exons: 2
Coding region: 115-729 (204 amino acids)
Source: RefSeq, a predicted model, not a curated record
CAAAACCCUAAUAUUCAUAAAUAAUAAUAAUCAAUCACUUUGCUCUCUAUCUCUCGUCUAGGGUUACCGUUGAGAUAUCAUCAUCACUUUCGCUUGGCUCAAUCAAUCGAUGUAAUGAAGCGAGAGCGAGAUCACCAGUUCGAAUGCGGAAUAUGUGGAGCAGAAGACCGGUAUCUCCUCCACAACGUCCGCCACCGUACCCCAUCCUACCGCCGCCUUUGCACGAACUGUCUCUUAAAAGACCACCGUGGUCUCUUCUGCCCUUUCUGCUUCAGUGUGUAUGAAGAACCACUCCCAAUUGAUCGAUCCAUGUGUAACAAAUGCCCUUCCAUCUCUCACAAGCCUUGCAUCCCUUCCAAUUACCCUCACCACACUCCCUUCAUCUGCCCCUCUUGCUCCUCCCCCAAUUUCUCCUUCUUUAACCCUGCUACAAACGGAGAUUCUCCUUCCGGCAGGAUCAUCGAUAGAGAUUCCGCCAGAGCGCUUGUUGCUGCCGCCAAGAUUGCUGCCGUUUCCAUGACGAAAGCAGCGGCGAUGGCCAAGGUUGAAGCUGAGAAAAGGGUUAAGGAAGCUACAUAUGCAAAGAAGAGAGCUAGAGAAGCGCUUGAAAGGCUUGCUUAUUUGGCUGCCAAAGAGAAAGAGAUUAUGGAGGGAAAAGGAGGAGGAAGUAAUUAUAAUGGGCUUUAUCUAGCUCCUCCUCCUCAGAUUACAGGGAAAAUGGAGAAAUGAUGAUGAUUUUACUUCUAAAUAGGAUUGCCUUCAAAGUUGGAAACGGGAGGACAUUAUCAUCAUCUUUAUCGGAGGUGUUUUAUGGCUUGCAGUUACAGUGAAUACUAGUACACCAACAAGGAUAAUUAAGAAUCCUCUCACAACAACAUUACCUGGUUUCGUCUUGCUUCCUCUUCUUCUUCUUCUUCUUCUUUCUCUUUUCCCUCAACUCAAGUUUUACUUGUUCUGAUGAAUGAUGGAUUUGUGAAUUCCCAUAGAGGGAAAGGAUAAAUAAGGAGAGACUAAAACCAAAUAACAUGAAGCUCCAUUUUCUACAGACAAGGGUGUCUUAAAUUAGGAAGAUUGUAUUUUUUUUUUUUUCCAGCAGGAUUGCAUAAGUAUGUUCCAUUGUAGGUGCUGUAUCUCUGGUUUACAAGCAAAAUUAUCUGCUAAAGGAUGAGAUUUUUUGAGAGGAAAUGAUGGCUGCUAGCGAGUUAAUUUUGCAGUCCUGCAAGCAAUAUUCACUUAAACGAGUUCGUACUUUGUGAAUAGUCGAGAGCCAAUGUUGAAAUCUACCUCCUAAUUAAAUAUGGCAUUCUAAGAAGCCAUCAGUUUGCACCGCCAA